Messenger RNA from Daldinia caldariorum, 2476 nucleotides. Its product is annotated as vacuolar protein sorting-associated protein Vps17. The transcript is spliced from 3 exons. Gene Ontology annotation, biological process: intracellular protein transport; retrograde transport, endosome to Golgi. Gene Ontology annotation, molecular function: phosphatidylinositol-3-phosphate binding. The record is from RefSeq and is a predicted model, not a curated record. Bases 321 to 2105 code for a protein of 594 amino acids. NCBI's taxonomy places the organism in Eukaryota, Fungi, Ascomycota, Sordariomycetes, Xylariales, Hypoxylaceae. Gene Ontology annotation, cellular component: retromer, tubulation complex; retromer complex; endosome.
GGUAGGUGUCCCCACCGAUGAUGAUUUGCAUUGGCGAAGACAGUCUGUACCUAACCUAACCUAUUCAACUUUAAUAACUCUCUUCAUUUUCAACUUAUUACUUUGACCUCAGCUUAGGUAACCUUGGUCAACUUGAUAGAGAAUUUAGGUUACAUUACAAUCAACCCAUCGCCUUCUCAAUCGAUUUUGUGGAAUGCGACCCCUUAUCUAAGCCUACCUAACCCAAAGGUAUCCUAUUUGUCUCCCUCUCUCUCUCUCCCGUUGGUCCUAUCAACUUGUACCAACCUUUUCCUCCUACCGCCACUCUCUUUCGGGACACAAUGGAUUACCGUUCUACAAUAACCGAUGAUGAACAAGCCGCAGGUGCUUCUCCUUGGGGAUCAUCACCUCCGGCCUCACCGCGCCAUAACGAGUCUACCUUCAGUUCUCUAGGCAACGAACCCUCGCCGUCCUUACCAUAUCAAUACACAGCCGGCGACUCGAGUAAUGGAUUUGCGCACGAAGACCCAGGAGUUAACGCUUUCGGGCGUCCCGGAACGGCUAGCAGUACGGCUUCUACGCCAGCGUACGAUCCUCCAGAGCAACCAGCACCCUCGGAAGGACAACAAGAACAACCUGCUGCCGGAGCCGGAGCCGAAGCAGAACAACAUCAACCGGUCACACCACCGAAAUCGCAGCCACAAGCAAGGUCGAGAGGCCCUCAAUACAAGUUACAAGCGAAGAUUACGGGGCUGGAACGCACAGGUCGCAAAGAUCCCAUCCUGAGAUUCGACGUACAUACAAAUAUACCUAAAUUCCGAACCACCCAAUUCCGCGACGUCCGCCGCUUACAUUCCGAGUUCGUCAAGCUCGUCGAACAUCUCAUCUCCGCCAACCCUGAUGCCUUUGUCCCCGCGGUGCCACCUUCGGUUACAUCCGCAGGCGCCGGUACCGAUGAAGACGAGACAAGAGUAAAAGCACUUAUGCAGAGAUGGUUUAACUACGUAUGCAGUAACGAAGUCCUUAUGAGGGAUGACGAAAUGGUCUUAUUCGUGGAGAGUGAUUUUGGGUAUAGUCCCAUGGUUAAGAAGAAGCAGCCAGCAACUGGUGUGCGGAGGAAGGUAUUGAAGCAGUUUGCACCACCUCCUGACGAUACACCGGAGCUGGCGGAUGCACGACCGAUAGUGAAGUUAUUCUAUCUGGGCUCAAUGGACGCCGGACAUAAGGUUGAUAAACUCGUCAAGUCUCGUAGAGGUUUGGGAUUAGCAGAAUCCGAUUUUGGUGUCAAAAUCGGCGCAAUGCAUAUUCAGGAGCCGCAUCAAGGCCUGGCAAAUGCAUAUCGAAAGCUAGGAAAGAUUAUACAAACUGUGGGCGACUGCCAUGCGGCCCAGGCGACUGCCGAAGCGACGACUCUUAGCGAUCCCUUUCAGUAUCACUCUCAGGAUGCAUUCAUCGUCAAGGAAACCUUGACAAACAGGCAACUUCUAAUCCGCGAAUUCUUACAAGCUCAGGAGACUACGCGAACCAAGCUCAGCGCGGCAGACAGACUGAGAGCCAACUCUACCGUGCGACGCGAGAAGGUAGAUGAAGCUAUUGCUGCUCUAGAUGAAGCAAGAAAUGUUGAGGUAGAGCUUGCGCAGAAGACGUCAAGGGUAACGCAAACGCUAGUACAGGAGCGUCGCAAGUGGUUCGCAAGAACUGCAGCAGACCUGCGCCUUAGCAUCAGGGAAUUUGUCACCCGCGAGAUCGAGGCGGAGCGGCGCACCCUCGCGCUCCUGGAGAGCGUUCGGCCCGAUAUCAGAGCCAUCGAUGCCUCAGGCGGCCUAAGCAGACUGGGGCGCGAGGCCCACCCCACAGUCCGCCGAGCCAGUCUCGCAGCAAGUCAAGGACCCAAGGGCGACGCUUGGAGCGGCGUGCCCCGGCGCACGGACAAUAGGAGCAUGUCGGGUAGCUUCAUAUCGAACGUGGCCGAUGACGACGACGGCGAGAAUGGGCAGCGUCCCGGGUCGAGGGCCCUCAGUGGUAGUACUACCAAUCCAAGCCUGGCUGGUCUUGCAGAGGAGGAUGACGAAGACCGGGUGGACGCCAGAAACGCUGCAAGUCGAUUGGCGACGAGCACAUUUUAAGAGGUUAAAGCAAACGAAAUCGAAAAUUUCGGGGAGGCGGGCAGGUAAUAAGAGUGGAACUUGACCCCCUUUCUCUUCGCAACGAAGGGGAAAAAAAGAACUUUUUUUGUCGUCGUAUACCUACCUAUGUACCUAUUGUAUCUAUCCAAUUAUGUGGGAUGGUCUUCUCCCGCAACCCUUGGUUGUAGACCUGCUUUUUUUCGAAGCGUUAAAUGAAAUCAAGCAUUGCAUAGGCAGCUUACAUGCAAUGCUCCCCUUUGACUAGUUGGAAGUGAAAAAUUCCAGAUCAGAUAUGUACCUAAUAUACCUGGUGAGAAGCAGCAAAUCGAAUGACGACGCUUUGGUGUCACCCUCGAAGUGGGAUCACUCAC